AUGUAUGGCGGUGAUGAAGUAUCAAUAAUAGUGAUAAACCUGGGUUCCCACACUUGCAAAGUCGGUUAUGCUGGCAAAGAUGCUCCCAAGGUUGUCCUUCCUUAUGUUGUUGGUGCUAUUGAUCACAUGGACAUUGAUGGAAUUGCUGGUAUUAAUGAUGAGAACUCUGACAAAACCAAGGGAAAAUGUAAACUUUAUGUAGGAUCUCAAUCAUUAGGAUACCGCAGAGACCAUAUGGAGGUGAUGUCACCCUUGAAGAAUGGAGUUGUUGUUGACUAUAAUAUUGUAUACAACAUAUGGGAUCAUGCUUUGAGGUUCCUACCUCUUAGGAAGCUCAUGACGGUUCUUUUAAUAUGCAGCACUCCCAAAAAUUAG
Glycine soja is the source of this 375-nucleotide messenger RNA. RefSeq names its product actin-related protein 4A-like. The record is from RefSeq and is a predicted model, not a curated record. NCBI's taxonomy places the organism in Eukaryota, Viridiplantae, Streptophyta, Magnoliopsida, Fabales, Fabaceae. The transcript is spliced from 5 exons. Bases 1 to 375 code for a protein of 124 amino acids.